Rosa rugosa (rugosa rose) is the source of this 438-nucleotide messenger RNA. RefSeq names its product probable serine/threonine-protein kinase PBL19. NCBI's taxonomy places the organism in Eukaryota, Viridiplantae, Streptophyta, Magnoliopsida, Rosales, Rosaceae. Gene Ontology annotation, biological process: protein phosphorylation. The transcript has 2 exons. The annotation marks the transcript as partial. Gene Ontology annotation, molecular function: protein kinase activity; ATP binding. The record is from RefSeq and is a predicted model, not a curated record.
AGACAAGAAUUUUUAUAUACUUUGUUGAACCUUUUUUGUUGCAUUGUUUCAAUAGGUGAUAUAUAUCGAGAUUUCAAAUCCUCCAACGUGCUCUUGGAUGAGGACUUUAAGCCAAAACUCUCAGACUUCGGGCUUGCUAGAGAAGGGCCAAAGGGUGACCGUACUCAUGUAUCGACAGCAGUGGUAGGGACUUAUGGAUAUGCUACCCCAGAGUAUGUUGAAACUGGCCAUCUUUCCAUCCAUAGUGACUUAUGGAGUUUUGGUGUGGUGCUGUAUGAGAUCUUCACUGGGAGGCGUGUCUUAGAAAGACACCGGCCAACAGCAGAGCAGAAGCUUCUUUAUUGGGUUAGACAGUACCCUGCAGACAGUAAAAAAUUCAGCAUGAUAAUAGAUCCGCUUCUGAGAGACUAGUAUUCUAUUAAUGCAGCUCGGAAAAUU